Molecule: messenger RNA, 684 nt
Organism: Soboliphyme baturini
Lineage: Eukaryota; Metazoa; Nematoda; Enoplea; Dioctophymatida; Soboliphymatidae
Source: the annotation of a GenBank genome assembly
GGAUGAUGUCGAAUUCGAUGAGGAACACACAAAAGAAGUGCUACGAAAAAUCGAAGUCAAUUCAACCACUUAUAUUGUAGCUAUGUACGAGGAAGAAGCGAGUAAAUUCUGGAGUCGGUUUUAUGAUCAGCACAAAGACAUGUUUUUCAAGGACCGAAAUUGGCUCGCCAUCGAGUUUCCCGAGCUCUUCUAUGGUAAUUAUCACUUCUGUGCGGAGUCAGCAAUCGAGACAACCACUGUUCUAGAGGUUGGUUGUGGAGUUGGAAAUACGGUAUUUCCAUUAUUGGACAGCACCGGAUCCAAACUUUUCGUGUAUUGCUGUGAUUUUGCCGAAAACGCGGUGAACCUCGUUAAGAGCAAUGUAUCGUACGAUGAAAACCGUUGCCACUCGUUCGUCUGUGACGUGACCAACUUACCCCUACAGAUGCCUUUCGAACAGAACUCGCUCGAUUUCAUUCUGCUGAUAUUCACGCUGUCAGCAAUUUGCCCUUCAAAGAUGGAAGCGACGUUGUCGGCCCUUGUAGAAUAUCUUAAACCAGGCGGCCUGCUUCUGUUCCGAGAUUACGGACGCUACGAUCUGUCACAAGUUAGAUUCAAAAGUGGGCAAUGCAUCGAACAAAAUUUUUACGUACGGGGUGACGGCACUCGAGUUUACUUUUUCACACAAGGUAAGUUUGUUUGAUU